AUGCUUGGGACAAAUAAUACAUAUCGCGGAACAAUUGGCGCAAAAUUUCCAUUUGAUGACGAUAAAGCGGCAGAUUUGUUGGCAAAACUAUUAGCAUCAAAAACGGAAGCCAACAAAAUGCAAAUAUUUCAAUUACUUACACAGAUUAACAAUACACAGCGACAAAUGAUUAAAACACCAUAUAAGACAAGAUACAAUAAAGAUUUAAUGAUCGAUCUAAUGAAUGGACUAUCCGGUGAUUACAGAGAUAUCAUUUUGGCACUUAUGGAAACCCCAACCAAAUAUGAUACUUUACAACUUAUUAAAGCAAUUAAUGAAGCAAAUAUCAAUGAAUCUAUACUAAUCGAAAUUCUUUGCUUACGAACUGAUUUGGAAAUAGCUGCGAUCAAAAAUGAAUACCAAACAAUAACAGGAAAUGAACUGGAAACUGAUAUAGCUUCACGUGUAAGUGGUGAUCUGAAAGACAUUUUGCUAACCGUUAUUCAGAAAGCGAUCACCGUAACAAAUGACAAUAUCGUUGAUAUGGAGAAGAUUAAGCAAGAACUGAAGAAAAUAUUGGGAGAAAAGAAGAAAAUUGAUAAAACAACAAUAAAAAAUAUCAUUGGAUUACUACCAGCUUAUCAAUUGAACAUUUUAGUCAUCGAAUAUGCGACAAUUACCGGACGUCAAAUUGAACAAGACAUUGAAGAUUUAUUGGUUUUACGAUUACAAAGAUUAGCACCUUUGUUAGCUCAUACUGAUAAAGCACUCUUUGUUAGCGCACAUUAG
Molecule: messenger RNA, 768 nt
Organism: Loa loa (African eye worm)
Lineage: Eukaryota; Metazoa; Nematoda; Chromadorea; Rhabditida; Onchocercidae
Exons: 5
Coding region: 1-768 (255 amino acids)
Cellular component (GO): cytoplasm
Molecular function (GO): heparan sulfate proteoglycan binding; calcium ion binding; calcium-dependent phospholipid binding
Source: RefSeq, a predicted model, not a curated record